GAAGGAGCCGAAGGCAUGGCCGGCGCGUCCUCGGAGGCGGAGGCGGAGGCGCUGGCCGCGGCGCUCGAGCGGAGCCGCCUCUUCCUGAGCGGCCUGGAGCCGGUGCAGCAGGGCGCCGAGGCUCGCGUCUUCCGUGGCCGCUUCCAGGGCCGCGCGGCCGUGGUGAAGCACCGCUUCCCGAAGAGCUACCGGCACCCGGAGCUGGAGGCGCGGCUCGGCCGGCGGNGGACGGUGCAGGAGGCGCGCGCGCUGCUCCGCUGCCGCCGUGCGGGGAUAGCUGCCCCAGUUGUCUUCUUUGUGGACUAUGUGUCUAACUGCUUAUAUAUGGAAGAAAUCGAAGACUCGGUGACUGUUCGGGAUUAUAUCCAAUCCACUCUGGAGACUGAAAAGGACCCCCAGUGCCUCUUGGACCUGGCCAGGAGGAUGGGGCAGGUUCUGGCCAGAAUGCAUGACGAAGACCUCAUUCACGGGGACCUCACCACCUCCAACAUGCUCCUGAGGCGGCCCCUGGAACAGCUGCACAUCGUACUCAUCGACUUCGGGCUGAGCUUUGUCUCAGGACUGCCAGAAGACAAAGGCGUCGACCUCUAUGUCCUGGAGAAGGCCUUCCUCAGCACGCACCCACACACCGAGACCGUGUUUGAAGCCUUUCUGAAGAGUUACGGGGCCUCAUCCAAGAAGUCCAGUCCAGUGCUGAAGAAGUUAGAUGAGGUGCGCCUGAGAGGGCGAAAGCGGUCCAUGGUCGGGUAGCAGAGCUGUGGUGACUGCCUCACAGUGAGAGAUGAUGUAGACGAGGCUGGACCCCUCAGCAAAGCAUGGGUCGUUAAGUAGUCUGUGAUCGUGCUAGGCCACCACCAUCCAUGGCUCACUGUUCUCAGGGGCUUCAUGUACAUGAGGUUUAUUCUAGGCAGAGCUGGCUGAGUAGCCCAGGUUAGCCUUGUAUGACAAUAUCCUGCCUCCGCUUGCUGGGAGGAGGUUGUAAGCCACCAUACCUGACUUUGCACUGAUUCUGUCAGAAACAAAACAAGAAUGAUUCUA
This is a messenger RNA of Mus pahari (shrew mouse), 1038 nucleotides long. RefSeq names its product EKC/KEOPS complex subunit Tp53rk-like. The record is from RefSeq and is a predicted model, not a curated record. Lineage: Eukaryota; Metazoa; Chordata; Mammalia; Rodentia; Muridae. Gene Ontology annotation, biological process: protein phosphorylation. The coding region runs from base 16 to 750 and encodes 244 amino acids. Gene Ontology annotation, cellular component: cytosol; nucleus; EKC/KEOPS complex. The transcript is spliced from 2 exons. Gene Ontology annotation, molecular function: ATP binding; protein serine/threonine kinase activity.